AGUCGCUGGUACGAUCCCCCAGACUUCAGCUAUAGGAAGCAUCGUGGCACUCCCUGAUGUCGAGGAAUGCUGCGACAAGAAGAUUCCGAAGCCUGAGCGGUGUGGAGCCGUAGGCUGCCCUUUCUCUUGCCAAUGCCGAUCUGUCGAUCUCUUUGAUGAUCCAUUUCAAAGCCUUACUUCCGUGACUCGCGCCGCCUCAGGGUCUUCCUCACAUGAGCCGGCUUACAAACCCAUUGCACCUCUUGGCGCAAGUGGUCUGUCGUUGACUGCUCCCGGUCCGAUGACGAGCUCUAGCGCAGAUGAUCCACCAACUCGCCCAGCUUCGCCAAGUCCUGGUGCCUCUACUUCAGAAGAACCACCGCGGAUCAAAAUACCCGCACCCCCUCAGAGGCACAACUCUUUACACCUCCGAGACCGUCUAUACGAUUUACUGCAAGAAGAGUCAGGGUCUUCUCCAGCUUCGUCGUCCAUGCCAAAUCUCACAUCUAGUCACUUUCCUUCAACACUCACUUCUCAGCACGCUUCUACUAGUACCUCGACUUCUCAAUCUCGUUAUGGAUCCCUAUCGCACCCCCCUCCCUCGCGUGCUUCCGAGAUAUCGGCCACCUCGGAACAAGUGCUCGGCAAAACGAUCACUCGUGCCAGUGAUGCAGCUCAUGCCCUCGAAAAAUCUCAGCAAUUGGAGAGGGGCCGGUCUUCUCGUUCACGUUCACGUUCUCGGCGGAAGGAGGGAGAAGACAAUGCGCCUCCCACCCCCGAAAAGGACGAUUAUACUUCCCAGGCGCCGGCGCCUUCUACAUCCCGUAGACCUGAGACUCCCAAGACUUCUCGGAGCCGCAGCACGCGGCGUGAAGAAAGUCAAAGUCGUCCGCGCCCCACCCUAUCGUAUUCACAGUCCAUCACAAACUUCUAUUCCGCUCCCCCUGGUCCUUCACGUACUCCCAUUUACGGUCAUUCUAAUUUGAAGACUUCGAACUCCUUUCGAGCGACACCCCUUUCGUCUUAUCACUCCUCCUGUACUAUACGCUUUCGAGAUAAUAUGGUAUCUUCCAUCCGAUAGAUUGGAAGGGACAUUUACGGAUUUGCACACUCGUAUUGUCCUCUAUUUAUCUUUCCACCGGAACACAUAUGUACUAUAAUCGCAUUUUCGGAAUUCACUCGUUUA
Messenger RNA from Desarmillaria tabescens, 1165 nucleotides. RefSeq lists its product as uncharacterized. NCBI's taxonomy places the organism in Eukaryota, Fungi, Basidiomycota, Agaricomycetes, Agaricales, Physalacriaceae. Bases 281 to 1060 code for a protein of 259 amino acids. The transcript is spliced from 3 exons. The record is from RefSeq and is a predicted model, not a curated record.